AUGAGAUUCUUUCUUCAUUUCUUGUUUCUCCAGGUCGCCCUGGGCACCGCUAUCAAUAUCCACAUUGAUAUUGAAGAGGGUGGAGUGGGGAUGCUUGAAUCAUCCUCGAUCCUAUCAAUCGACCCCGAGGACUAUGAUGAGCCAUCUAUCGAUAUGGCGACACUGAAGGGGACUUCGGGUGACUGGGACCAAGAACCCAUCAGUGUCAACAAGGAUUAUGAUUAUGGGACACCCGGUGGCGGGUUGGUGUGCAGUGGCGAGAAGUACAAGCAAGCGAAGCUCGACGAGGGGAUUUUCAAGGGCAUCGAGCUUCUACAAUCGGGGCAUACGAUUGGCAACGGCAACUAUCCUCACGUGUUCAAGAACGACGAAAAGAUCCCUUUUCCGGAGUGUGUGGAUGGGGCGAGCAAGAAAUAUGAGUUCCCGAUCGUGAGAGAGGGCUGGUAUAAAGAUCCAAUGGAUCCUGGAAAAGAUCGCGUCAUUUUCCUGUGGAAAAAGGGUUACAAGGCAGUGUUCUGCGGCGCUAUUACCCAUGUGGACAAGAAGAAUUUCAAGUCGUGUACGAAGGGAUUUUGA
Penicillium subrubescens is the source of this 576-nucleotide messenger RNA. RefSeq lists its product as uncharacterized. Gene Ontology annotation, molecular function: RNA nuclease activity; RNA binding. The record is from RefSeq and is a predicted model, not a curated record. Bases 1 to 576 code for a protein of 191 amino acids. NCBI's taxonomy places the organism in Eukaryota, Fungi, Ascomycota, Eurotiomycetes, Eurotiales, Aspergillaceae. The transcript is spliced from 4 exons.